AUGGAUCGAGAGAUCGCUUGCCCAACAUGGAGCGAAGGGGGCCCCCCUUGCCAUGCCCCCUUCGCUCCUUCUUUGGACCCUCCUGGUGAAAAUGGAGAGAGCGGAGGAAUGCCAACCCUCGUCCUACCGCACUUGCAGCGGCGGGUGUUACAACAGCAGCGCUCUCAGAGGCUCUGGCUCCAGACUGCCGCAACAGGUGGCCCAGGUAAACUAAAGGCGUCUAGAGGCCGAGAGGCACUCAGAGGUGGUUCGAACUGCCUGUGUAUGUGCGCGAUUUUUCUCUGUCUUGUGGAUAUGAUAGAGGGAGAAGCAGUUGCCGCCGGUGCCCCCUCGUCUGCUCGCGACGUCGGGGCUCAACGGGCCUGUGGAGUGCGGUGUGUCUCAGCGCUUGAAGGCAUAGGCCCCUCCGCCUGGGGUCCCCACCAGCUACGUAACGAGCUUGAAGAAGAAGAGACAGACUCUGCAGCAGGAGCUGUCUUGAUGGAUUUGGUACAGCAAGGCCUUCACAGCUGCCUGCUGCACGUCGGAGUCUCCCAGAGGGCCAGCCCUGCGGCUUGCCCUUGUUGCCUUUCCCUUCCGCCUUAUACAGACAGCUACGAGGUAGCAGCACACCGGCGGAAGGGGCCUCCCCUACCCUUCAGAGAGAGGGGCCCUCAGGAGAGAGACUGGGGGCGACCCCGAGCUUGUGCUGUUCUAAACGAUGAGGAGGGGGCCCCAGGGGGCCCCUCUCCCCCGCCGUCUGCAGCGGCAGCCGCAGCGGCUGCAGCGGUAGCAGGGAGCCCCUUCAACUUAUGGGGCAGUGGAGCACCUCCGUCGUAUCUGGACCAGAGGCCCUCGAGGGAAUCUAAUCACAGGACCCCUGUGACUGCCGCUGCUCCAGAUACAGACGCAGCUGCUCCUGCACCACCUGUUUCUAGCAUGUGUGGCCGCUCUCCUUUGCAGCCAUUCGUCACGCCGGCCACUGGAGAUACUCCAGCGGAGGGGCCCCCCCGGUUGUUUGUGUUUGAGGGCCCCCGGCUGAGGACGCGUAGGAGCGUUGGACGAAUGCAUCUGGGGAGAAGCUCCUCUCACUCUGGAGAGCCUCCCGUUGGAGAACAAGAGGAGGAAGUAGGAGCAGAAAGGGAUCUGCCUUCUAACACGGACCCGGCUGAUGCAGGCCUUCUGGAAGACGAGCUACGGGGGAGACCCCAAGGCGCUUUAGCGACAUCCUCCGUUGCUAGGAGGAUUUUACCUGCGGUGCUGCAUGGACAUGCUGAGGCGACAGCCCCAGAGGGCCUGCCCUCUGACGGUGUUGCAGACGAAGGGAGGGAAGGAGACCUCGUUUUUUUUGAAGGUGUGCCAGAAAUGAUGGAGGCCCCUGGGUCGGUUCGAGGGAGGGGCCCACCCCUGCACGAAGAGGACUAUGCACUCUACACGGAAGGAGGUGCUGGAGAGGCGAGAGUGCUGGUGCAACCGGCUGUAGCUACUGAGCAGCAGCAAGAGGCAGAAGAGGGCCCCGAUACCUUAUGA
Molecule: messenger RNA, 1509 nt
Organism: Cyclospora cayetanensis
Lineage: Eukaryota; Apicomplexa; Conoidasida; Eucoccidiorida; Eimeriidae
Exons: 6
Coding region: 1-1509 (502 amino acids)
Source: RefSeq, a predicted model, not a curated record